AUUAUCGAGCGGAGCCCACCAGGUUGCUCAGUCCAGCUUGCCCUCUCCUCCAGCCUCACGGCCCGGGCCCUCAGCUCAACAGCCACUUACGACUGGGCCUCCAUCUACCCAGCCCACCCCCUCUGGGCCCAUUCUCCACUCCGGUACCACCCUCUCCACUUCCGCCCCCCCGCCUUUUUCUGCUCGGCGUCGGCGCCCUCCAUCACACACCGGCUAAGUGAUCAACUCUAAAACCUUGCGGGAACACUUCAGAAGCUGAAACGGAGAACUCAGAAGAGGGAAGAGAAUGGAGCUUGCAUUCGUUAAUCCUUCCUCAGCUACGUUAUUCGCCCCUGCCAAAGCUUUACCAAGCUUGUUUAAGCAUAGUUCCAUCAGGGUUUUCAAUGUCCGCUGCAUUUCUAACUCAACCGCUGGAGCCGCCGCAGGUGUUCUGGAAAGGCCUUGGAAAACUUCAGAUGCUAGGCUUGUGCUUGAAGAUGGCUCAGUGUGGAAGGCUAAGUCCUUUGGUGCCACUGGAACCCAAGUUGGUGAAGUCGUCUUCAACACCUCCUUGACAGGGUAUCAGGAGAUCCUAACAGACCCUAGUUAUGCCGGUCAAUUUGUGCUGAUGACAAACCCACAUAUCGGCAACACUGGUGUAAACUUUGAUGACGAAGAAUCAAUGCAAUGUUUCCUUGCUGGCUUGGUAAUCAGGAGCUUAAGCAUAAGUACCUCAAAUUGGAGAUGCACCAAAACUCUCGGCGAUUAUUUAACAGAGAGGAACAUCAUGGGAAUAUAUGAUGUGGACACUCGUGCAAUUACUCGGAGAUUGAGGCAGGAUGGAAGUCUUAUUGGCGUGCUCAGCACAGAAGAAGUGAAGAGUGAUGAAGAACUGCUUGAGAUGUCCCGCUCAUGGGAUAUUGUAGGUGUUGAUCUAAUAACUGGUGUCUCGUGCAACAAACCAUAUGAAUGGGUUGACAGAACAAGCCCAAAUUGGGAUUUUAACAACGAAGGAAGGGGGGAGGUCUUCCAUGUUGUUGCAUAUGAUUUCGGGAUCAAGCAUAACAUACUGAGACGCUUGGCAUCAUAUGGCUGCAAAAUCACCGUAGUCCCUUCAAACUGGCCAGCUGCAGAAACUCUGAAGAUGAACCCAGAUGGAGUUCUUUUCAGCAAUGGCCCAGGAGACCCAUCUGCAGUUCCUUAUGCAGUUGAAACAGUCAAGAACAUAGUGGGUAAAACUCCAGUUUUCGGAAUUUGCAUGGGCCACCAGUUGCUUGGACAGGCAUUAGGCGGUAAGACCUUCAAAAUGAAGUUUGGCCACCACGGAGGAAAUCAUCCGGUUAGGAAUAUUCGAGCUAACCGUGUUGAGAUUAGUGCUCAGAAUCAUAACUAUGCUGUCGACCCUGCAUCACUCCCUCAAGGUGUAGAAGUGACUCAUGUCAAUCUUAACGAUGGCAGUUGUGCCGGACUUGCUUUCCCUGCAUUGAAAGUGAUGUCUCUUCAGUAUCAUCCCGAAGCGUCUCCAGGCCCUCAUGACUCAGAUUCUGUCUUCGGAGAAUUCAUCGUGCUAAUGAAGCAAUGCAAACAGCAAGCAUGAGCGACAUUCCCUCUUGCACCAGCAGAAGUAGGUAAUUUCUGGGGUUCGUUUGCCGGUAGAUCAGCUAGUUUGUCAAUAUAUCAGUUCCUCCGACAAAGUACUCGUAGUUUUGCGCUUUCUUCUAUCCGAAACUUUGUGUAACAGAUCCCUUAAACAUUGGGGGAAGAUCAAAGAUAAAUGUAGUUUUGUCACAGACGUUAUUUGCCUGCAGGCUUGCACAGCAUUGACAAAUGACAAGAAACUAGCCAUUCUGUAUUACGUUUUACUACGAGCACGAGUUAUGCCGAGCAAGGACUCGUAGCCUAUAGGCAAAUAUGUGUAGCAGUAUGUGCCUCGCCAACAUGAUUUAAGUAUAAAUUUAUCUUAAUUUU
This is a messenger RNA of Linum trigynum, 1947 nucleotides long. The record is from the annotation of a GenBank genome assembly. NCBI's taxonomy places the organism in Eukaryota, Viridiplantae, Streptophyta, Magnoliopsida, Malpighiales, Linaceae.